CUUCACCAUUUCCCAUUUCACACAAAAAACAACAAACCCUAAAACCUUUCAUUCUCUUUAACUUGAUUCAUCUUUUCACACCGCCACAACCUCACUCACCCACUCAACUCAAAUAUGGCCAAAAAGAAACUGUCCCACCACCACCAAUCUCAAUCCAACGACCACAAACCUUCUUCCAUGGAAGACCCUUCUCACCAAAUCCAGAAUCUCAAAAACCUCAACUCCGUCCUCCUCAAAGAAACCACCAACCACCGCCACCAAAUCGACUCCCUCCGCCGUCAGAAUCACCAACUGGUGCAAGCUUCCGAUAUGGAUGUAGACAACAGCCUCGCUCUGGAGCUUCAAAACGGCGUCAUUUCCGUUUUCACGGUGGCCCAGAUGAGGGAGGUGGUCGGAGAGAAGGAGGUUGAGGUUGCGGCUCUGAAGGGGGAGAUGAAGGAGCUUGCUCUGCGGUUUGAGGAUGAGAAGAUGGUUUUGGGAGGGGAGAGGGAUUUGGUGAAAUCUGAGGGUGAGGGGAGAGAGAGGAAGCUGAAGGAGGAGCUGUGGGUGAUGAAAUUGGAAGGGGAGAAGUUGAUGGAGGAGAUUUCGGAGAAGGAGAAGGCGAUUGAGGAGCUUGUCAAGGAGAGGGAUUUAGGUUUGGUUAGCUCGAAGGAUUCUGCUUUGGUUGUUGAGGGUUUGAAGGAGGAGAUUGAGAGGGUUGUCAGGGAGAAGGAUGAGAUUGAGAGGCUUAAGGAUGCUCAGGUGGCGAAAGCGUUGAACCUUGAUUUUGAGGUGAGGCAGCUCGGUGAGAGUUUGAAGGUUUCGCGCGAUGAGGAGGUGGUUUUGCGUGGGAAGAUUUUGGAGCUGGAGGAGAGUGUUGGAUUGGCUGUGGAGAAGGGGGAGGAGAUGGCGAGAGAGAACGGGGCGUUGGUGAGUGAGAAGAAGGAGAUGGAGAAGAGUAUUGAGGUGUUGACGGAGAAGAGGGAUAGUGUUAACAGGGUCCUGGAUAAGGUUCAGGGGGAAUUGGAGAGUAAGCAGCGCGAGCUUGAUGAGGCGAAUAGAGCGCUAGAUGAGAUGGAGCAGGUUAAAGCUCGCCAGGAGUAUGAAAUUGCUGAGUUGCAAGGAGAGCUGGGUCGGCUGAGGGGUGUUGUGGAUGAAUUGAAAGGGUCGUGCAAAGAGUUUGAAGAGAAAAAUGAGCAAUUGGUUUCUCAAGUUAACCAUUAUAGAGAUGCUGUUGAUGAAGUGACUCUUGAGAAGGAUAACAUGAGAAAGGGAUUUGAGGAGGAGAAGAACAAAGUGGAGAAGCUGGAGUUGCAAAUUGCAGGGAUGGAGAAGAAAAUUGAACAAGCUGAAUCUGAGUUGGGGAAGAUGAGAAGUGAGAGAGAGAAGCUGAAUGAGAAAAAUGAGCAAUUGCUUUCUCAAGUGAACCAUUAUAGAGAUGUUGUUGAUGAAGUAACUCUUGAGAAGGAUAACUUGAAAAAGGGAUUUGAGGAGGAGAAGAAUAAAGGGGAGCAAUUGGCAUUGCAAGUUGCGGGGAUAGUGGUAAAAGCUGAACAAGCUGCGACUGAGUUGUGGAAGAUGAGAAGUGAGAGAGAGAAGCUGAGUGAGAGAAACAAGGAGCUGGUAAGCAAUGUGGAUGUUUUGAAGAAGGAAAAGGAAGCACUGCAGAAUACCCUUCUGGAUGCUCAGCGGGAGUCUGCUGAUUUGAGCGCUAAGAUUGAGUUUUUCUGCAUCAAUUCGAACCAGGCCUUGGCAAUGUUGAAGAGUACUGCUGCACUUGUGUGUCAUGAGAACAACGAUGUAGAGGAAGUGGUGCGUGAUGGGAAGAAGCUUGCGGGUGAAAUUCAGCCAUAUGCGGCAGAACUGGAUACAAUAAAGAACGCGUUCAAGAGUAAGACUGAGAUAGUGGAUGACCUGAAGCAACAAAUUGUGUCACUGCAGAAGAAUGUGGACAAGGCACACAAAGGUAAGGGCUUGUUGACUAUGAUAUCUUCUGCAUCUACAAUUUUUGCUGCUGUGUUAGCUGCCUAUGUUGCUAAAGGGCGCUGAAAAGGUUGUCCAUUUUCCUUGUCAGACGAGUGUUUUUGUAACAGGAUCAAGGAUUACCUUAUAUCAUGUAAUAAUUGAAUCAGGUAUCUUGAUCCUUAUUAGAGAGUAACAUUUUGAUCUAACCUCUGUAUUGAGCCAAAAACGAGAGGAAAUCUCUCAGCUAGUUAUCAUAAAAUGAGCAAUAUCUUUUAAUA
Molecule: messenger RNA, 2222 nt
Organism: Lotus japonicus
Lineage: Eukaryota; Viridiplantae; Streptophyta; Magnoliopsida; Fabales; Fabaceae
Exons: 1
Coding region: 115-2028 (637 amino acids)
Source: RefSeq, a predicted model, not a curated record